Messenger RNA from Meira miltonrushii, 2874 nucleotides. RefSeq lists its product as uncharacterized. Gene Ontology annotation, molecular function: RNA binding. Lineage: Eukaryota; Fungi; Basidiomycota; Exobasidiomycetes; Exobasidiales; Brachybasidiaceae. The record is from RefSeq and is a predicted model, not a curated record. The transcript is spliced from 3 exons. Bases 1 to 2874 code for a protein of 957 amino acids. Gene Ontology annotation, cellular component: mitochondrial inner membrane.
AUGUUGUCACGUAGAUCGCUCGGCAUUCUCGGCCGAUGUGAUCGUACAUUGACAACGAAUAAGACGAUCGGAUUGAAAGCAGGCUCUCAAGCACCUUUGUUCUCACGAGCUGUUCAUUUAUCGCCUAUCGCAACACGCAUUCAUACAACACCGUUCAAACGAUCAUCACCAAAGAUUGAGACAAUAAUCAGUAAAAGGUUCGGAUCGACACUUACACUCCCUACAUCCGAUGCUGAAGCGCCUCCUGAAGGAGCAGCUGAUAGCAGUGAAAUACCACCAGGAUAUUCCGUUGCACACUUAUACUUUGAUUCGGUAUUCCCUUUAACACUUGGAAUCUUUGAUCCUAGAGGCUAUAUCAGUGCAUUUCAAGGUGAUGCACAAUUGACAAAUCUCAAGCAAGUUUUACCCAAUCAAGAAAGUAUCGGAUUUGGAUUUCGCAUCAUUGGUGCAGAGAGUAGAUCAAAAGAUGGAGGUGCAUUCUUGACUUUCGCUUAUAAACCUGAAGAACAGGCAAUGCUACCUGCAACUCUGUCCGUCAUCAAUGCUCGUAUUCGUCCACAUCUGCGUCCAAUCUAUCAAUACCCGCUUUCUCUGGCUAGGCUGUUGCCGGAAUCAUGGCUACCGAAGCCCAGCGUUCAUAUUGUUUUGGGAACGCCUUGGCUAGAAGAUUUGGCAAGAUAUCCUUCCCGUAUACUGAGCAUCUCGUUCGUUGAAGGAGGUGCGCCAGGUGAACAACAAUUAUGGGAGAUUUUACGACCUUAUGGACGAGUUGUCAAUCUAGAGAUCAAUGCUAAGGACAAUAAAGCAACAGCCACGUUUCACCGAAUGCGAUCUGCGACAUCUGCUCGUAAUUGUUUGUAUGGAGCCAGUGUUGGAAAUCGAAAAGUAGUGAUCGAUUACGUUCCUCCACUACACGCACACAAGUUAUGGGAUUGGUUGACAAAUCAUCCACGUAUCGUUUUGCCCAUCUUAGCAUUCUUCCUAGGUACGAUCACAUACGCCGUGUUUGAUCCAAUCAGAGCAUUCUUCAUCAAGAGCAAUGUCGGCAACGUUUUUACUUUGUCUGAUUAUCGCCUCUAUGCUUGGUUGAAGAAGAAGACUGGUGAUCUAUUCAAUUCAGUCAAUAAGGACAAGGAUACAUCUCUAGACGAUUGGUGGGAGCGAAAAGCAGCUGUGGAUGAAAUUCAAGGAUGGCUACGCGAAACACCGACAACAUUUAUCACCAUUGCCGGUCCACGAGGUAGCGGAAAGCAUCCUCUGUUGGAGCGUGCGACUGAUCAUCCCGGCUUGAAACAUUUGACAAUUCACUGUGAAGAAAUUGCACAUACAGCAAAAGGUGAAGAUUCUGCUCUGGUUCCUGCUCUUGCCAAUCAAGUAGGCUACUUUCCCGUCUUCUCUUGGAUCUCUUCUUUGAACAAUUUGAUCGAUUUAGCAGCUGUUGGAUUGAUCGGUAGCAAAGCUGGCUUUUCCACACCUACAGACGCUCAAUUGAAACAAGUCUUGAAUGUGACAACGGCUGCACUUGCUAACAUUAAGCAAGAAACGCUUCGCAAGAAAGAAAAGGAGGCAAAAAGAUCCACAAAAGGAAAGCCAAGUGCAACAAAGGAGGAAGAUGGUAAAGCCAAGACUACAGAGAAGGAAUUAAUUGAUCCAGCUGCCGUUCGAGAUGGCAAAGUGUCCACACCUACUCCUGCUUUGACGGCUACCAAUUCUGAAACUGCUGUUAGACCAAAAGAUGAUCGUGGAUAUGAUGCACCAGUCGUUGUGCUUGAUGGUUUCCAUCAUAAAGGUUUACAAUCUGAUCUUUUAUGGACAACACUUGCAGCGUGGGCUGCAGAUGUUGUCACGAGCGGAACUGCACAUGUUGUUUUCGUGACGGAUAAUCCAGUUGCAAUGGCAAAGACAUUAGGACGUGCAUUGCCAAAUAUUCCGUUCCAAAGUAUCACCUUAGCAGACGCCGAUGAAGAAAAGGCAAGAGGAUAUGUGUUCUCAAAAUUGAAAGAGCUUGGCAGAGUAGGUAACGCGGCUUCAAUUGAAGGACAGAAGAAAGGAUCGGAAGCAGUCAAUGAAGCAAAGGAGAAACCGUCUACUAUCACAUCUCUGCUCACGGGAAGUGGAACACAAACCGAUUCGAAGCCUGCAUUACCAGUUCAGGCUAAAAAGGAAGCUGAAGCAGAGAGUAUGGACGCAGAAACCGCCAAAUGGGUUGAUCUGUUAGGUGGAAGAUUGACAGAUUUAGAAGCAUUAGUGCAAAAGGUUGGCUUAGGAUACACGGUAGAAUCUGCAGUGAAAGACAUUAUUGCAAGAACGGUGAUUGAAAUUCGAAAGAAUGCGUUCGGAGAUGAUUUAGAAGAUGCAAAAGCGUUGCCAUGGUCAAGAGGACAGGCAUGGCUGAUCGUAGAAAAGUUGGCAAACAAGGGUGAAUUACCUUAUUACUCCCUCUUGCAUGACGGUUUGAAAGGAGACGAAAACGCAUUGAAAGCGAUGGAACAGGCAGAGUUGAUCUCUGUUCGACAUAUCGAUGGAAGGCCAGGCUUUAUUCGUGCCGGAAGACCUGUGAUCUUACAAGCAUUGAAAGAGUUAUGUCGUGAUCGUGUAUUUGCGGAUACACAAAGGUAUCUAACAAACACAAGCUCGAUCGGAUCCUGUGAAAAGUUGAUCAGAGAAGCAGAAACGGAAAUGCGGGAAUUAAAUGAUUGUUUCAAGGUUACCGGUAACUUUACACGUGGCAAUCAAGCAGUACGUGAUCGAUUGGAACACCUUUUGAAUGUUUUGCAAGUUAAUCAAGAAAAGAUUCAAAAUCUAGAAAGUGCAAAUGAAAAAUUGAGCAAGAGCAUUGCUGAAGAACGAAAUUUGAACAAAGCAAGCCUUUGA